CUUUGCUCCAGGUUAUAGUUUUCGGUUUUGCUUCAACAUAUUAAGGUCGAGAUCAACUGAUUAGCUGCCCUUACAUUCAUAACCAUUGAUUACUACACAACCACUCCGUGUUAAAACAUAAACAAAAAAUUUUUUUUCACUACUUCCUGUUUUACUAUUUUUUUGCAUUAAAUGUCUGACUCAACUGUCCGUAAGUCUCGUCGUACAAGAACAUUAUCAGAAAAGGCUCAAGGUAUGACCAAGCCAAUAGAACAAGAUACUGAAGAACAAUCUUUUAAAAGAAGGAAGUUGUCCCAAUCUGAAAUUAUUGAAGAACCUACUGAUAAGAUCGAUCCAGUGGAAAAGUUAUUAAGCUUGACGAGUAUAAAUAACGAUUUCUUGGUUGAAUUAGAAUCAUCUUCUUCCGAGGAAGAACAAGAGGAAGAAGAGGAAGAAGAACAACACAAUGAAAUUGCUUCGGUCAACUUCACCAAGAUAUUACAAGACAAUAUUCGAAAUUACUACUCGAGAAAGCUUCGAAUGAAUCAAUACAAAGAUAGUUUUGCAUUGUUGAAUAGUCACAGUGAAUCCACGACUAUUUCAACUGAACCAAUAAGUCCUAUAAAUAGUACCAACAAUUCAGUUCCAUUCUUUAAAAAUGUCAACUUUGGAAGUUCAAAGGAAUAUACCAUUGAUGAUUACUUUUCAUAUGAUGACGAAGAGUCCACCGAGACUGCUACCUCACCAAUUGCAUCUACAUCUACAUCGGCUACAUCUAGUCCUACUACUACUGCAUCUUCAUUAUACAUUCCUAAAAUCAACCAACGAUUUAACUAUCGUCAAAAUCAUUUGAACUUAGCAUCAUCAAACGACUAUGGCGCCGCUCCAAUGACAGCCAGUCCUUCAUAUUCCCAAGACAUUGUCAACAUCUUGAACAAGAGAUGUAUUCUUACUGGUAAAGCCAGUGAAAUGGUUUCUACAGGAAACUUUUUAAUCAAUGAUUUUUUCUUGUAACUGCAUGCAUGAAAAAAAAAUUUUUUUUUGUGUUUGUUUAAACGGGGAACAGUUUGCUUAUUUUUUUUUCAUCUGCAUUAUAAGAAUUCUUGCAUAUUUUUAACAUUCUAAUUCUUCUUGUUUCAAAGCUUUUUUAGUUAUUUAUUUAUUUAUUUAUUUCAUAAUUAAUACAUUAUUUCUGACUG
Molecule: messenger RNA, 1178 nt
Organism: Spathaspora passalidarum NRRL Y-27907
Lineage: Eukaryota; Fungi; Ascomycota; Pichiomycetes; Serinales; Debaryomycetaceae
Exons: 1
Coding region: 172-993 (273 amino acids)
Source: RefSeq, a predicted model, not a curated record